Osmerus eperlanus (European smelt) is the source of this 3795-nucleotide messenger RNA. It is a transcript of the gene gtpbp1, whose product is annotated as GTP binding protein 1. The record is from RefSeq and is a predicted model, not a curated record. Gene Ontology annotation, biological process: translational elongation. NCBI's taxonomy places the organism in Eukaryota, Metazoa, Chordata, Actinopteri, Osmeriformes, Osmeridae. Gene Ontology annotation, molecular function: translation elongation factor activity; GTP binding; GTPase activity.
UGACAGUACAACCACUGAACCAACCUCCUCAUGCAUCUUAACGAAACCACUGCGAUUUUCAUAUAUAAGUAAACAAAUACAGCGGUAGCUACGUUAGAACGAAACUUCAACGAAACGUCCGCCCUGUCGUGGAACUGUAAUAAUAAGUGUAUUAUCGUCGUUGAGAAACCUUGAGUUAAACAGCAGUUUACUGGCAGUUUUCGGUUAGCUAGCACUAGCUAUUCUGUUGGUAGUAAUCACAGGCUAGUAGUAAUUAGCUAGCUAGCCACUGUACACCGGUACUCGGUGAUCGCUGACAACAUCAGUGGAAGCUACUGUAGUUAAUAACCGCCAGCUACAGUAAAAGUUCAAGUUUAUAUCAAGCUGGAAAAACGAUGGCAUCAAUGGCGGCCCACGAGCCAACUUUAGGCUCAGGCUCAGUUACUCUUCUUGCAGACGCAUUAGUUCCCGCGAGCAUAUUUGCGCCUGACCGUGGAGUAUACGGGGAUGACACCGGGGACGAGUGCUUCGAGGACGGUGACGUUUUCAACGGCGAGGCCGGGGAUCAUGGAAUUGACUUCACCAGCAAGCUGGCUCUGGUGAGCCCAAACGGAGAGCAGUAUGACUCCCUGCUACGGCAGCUACGAGAGCGGAUGGAGGAGGGGUGCGGAGAGACCAUCUAUGUGUUGGGGAUGGGCUCAGAUGGGGGGGACUAUGGUCUGGAGGAACAGGACAUGGAGGCCUCGGUGGCCACGGUGCGCUCGCUGUGCGAGCAGGUGGACGCCGACCUCACCCUGAGGGAGCGCACAGAGGCGGGCGGACAGAUCCGGGACUUCCUCAUCCGGUGCCGCGUGGGGGAACUGGACUUCCUGGAGGUCAGGGUGGCGGUGGUGGGGAACGUGGACGCAGGGAAGAGCACCCUGAGCACCCUGCUGGGCGUGCUGACCCACGGCGACGUGGACAACGGGCGCGGCUUCGCCCGCCAGAAGCUGUUCCGACACAAGCACGAGAUGGAGAGCGGGCGCACCAGCAGCGUGGGGAACGACAUCCUGGGCUUCGACCACGAGGGCCAGGUGGUGAACAAGCACAGCCACGGGGGCAGUCUAGUGACUAAGAUCUGUGAGAAGUCGUCCAAGGUGAUCACCUUCAUAGACCUGGCCGGCCACGAGAAGUACCUGAAGACCACCGUGUUCGGCAUGACCGGACACCUGCCCGACUUCUGCAUGCUCAUGGUGGGCAGUAACGCGGGCAUCGUGGGCAUGACCAAGGAGCACCUGGGGCUGGCCCUGGCUCUCAACGUGCCCGUCUUCGUGGUGGUCACCAAGAUAGACAUGUGUCCUGCCAACAUCCUCCAAGAAACGUUAAAGCUGCUCCAGAGGUUACUCAAGUCUCCAGGAUGUCGGAAGAUUCCCGUCCUGGUCCAGAACAAGGAUGAUGUCAUUGUCACCGCGUCUAAUUUCAGCUCUGAGAGGAUGUGUCCCAUCUUCCAGAUCUCCAACGUGUCGGGGGAGAACAUGGAGCUGCUGAAGAUGUUCCUGAACCUUCUCUCCUCCAGGACCUCCUUUAAAGACGACGAGCCCGCAGAGUUCCAGAUAGACGACACCUACUCAGUACCGGGUGUAGGUACAGUAGUGUCAGGGACUACUUUACGUGGAGUGAUACGUCUGAACGACACCAUGCUGCUGGGACCAGACCCCCUGGGCAACUUCAUGCCCAUCGCUGUGAAAUCCAUCCACCGCAAGAGGAUGCCUGUCAAGAUGGUGAGAGGAGGACAGACCGCCUCCUUUGCCCUCAAGAAGAUCAAGCGCUCCACCAUUAGGAAGGGCAUGGUGAUGGUGUCCCCUAGGCUCAAUCCACAGGCAUCCUGGGAGUUUGAGGCCGAGAUCCUGGUGUUGCAUCAUCCAACUACGAUAUCCCCCAGAUACCAGGCCAUGGUCCACUGUGGCAGCAUCAGGCAGACAGCCACCAUCCUGACUAUGAACAGAGACUGUCUGAGGACGGGGGACAAGGCGGCGGUCCACUUCCGCUUCAUCAAGACCCCGGAGUACCUGCACCCAGACCAGAGGCUGGUGUUCAGGGAGGGCCGCACCAAGGCUGUGGGCACCAUCACCAAGCUGCUCCAGUCCACCAAUCACCUUCCGUCUAACUCCAAACCUCCACAAAUCAAAAUGCAGUCCACGAAGAAGACCCCGCCCCACAAGGAAGAGGGGAGCACGCCGGCCAAUGAGGAGCCUUCGAGCACGGCCAGGCCAGCCAGCCCCUCCUCUUUACAGCCUUUACACCUGGGGCAGGGGGGGGAGGAGGACCCCCAGGUAAAGGAGGGAACCAAAGAGAACAAGGCGAAGUGCGGAGGUGGUGGCAGAAGGAGAGGAGGACAGAGGCAUAAAGGAAAAGGCCAGCUGGGCUCUGUGGCAGCCCCCUCGUCCACAGGCACCGGGGGGUCCUAAACACCACCCUGUUCACUCCCCCACACCCACACGCACUGUUCACCUUCACACACACUGCUAGAACUCCCUCAUCAAGUGUCUUUGUUGCGCACAGAAACGGUCUUAUAAGAGACCAGGUUCAGAAAUUAAUUUAAAGAGAAUAAUAUUAUGCAGAGCCAGAGAGACGCCUGUGUUUCGCUCUGUGUCCUCAAACACUAACUUCCCUACUGGGGACACAGUGGGGAACUUGUGGAGACUUUAAAGCGCUGGGCUCCAAUCCCAAAACCAAACCUUUCCUAAGCCCUUGAUGACUCAUCCACUCUGAAACUAUUGAAGUUCUAACGUUAUCGUUAUAAGUGAGGGAUGAAAGCACAUGUUCCUUCCAACAGUACUGGUUUUAAUGAGGUGUCAGGGAUGCAUUUAAGGGACCAUGUUUAAGGUUUUGAAUUUGUCCAGAAUGUGACACUACACGAGGUGGUGACAAUAGGCUGGAGCCCUAGGUGGAGGCCAGCUAGAGGCCAGGGCCCAGCAACAAUAUGAGCAGCUAAUUUCCACCCCCUCCCUACCGCUUCACAGCAGUGGCAACGUGGCCUUCUAAAAGGCCUGAGUGGAAUACAACCAUUUUUGUUUUGUGAAUCUUUUUUUCCAUCCUGUUAAUUCAAUGUAACCAUCUCAAAAGGGACCGUAAUCUGAGGGAUGGGGUAGCGCAUAUGAAGGACCGUAUAUAAUGGUGUGUCCUUAUGAGUGAAAUAUUUAAUCAGAACAUGAACGCUGAUGAGACUUAACCGCCUUGUGAAGUCUGAGGGAAGAGUCCGAGGCAGGCUGGCUUCACCGUGUCUGAAGAGUCCGAGGCAGGCUGGCUUCACCGUGUCUGAAGAGUCCGAGGCAGGCUGGCUUCACCGUGUCUGAAGAGUCCGAGGCAGGCUGACUUCACGGUGUCUGAAGAGUCCGAGGCAGGCUGACUUCACGGUGUCUGAAGAGUCCGAGGCAGGCUGGCUUCACCGUGUCUGAAGAGUCCGAGGCAGGCUGGCUUCACCGUGUCUGAAGAGUCCGAGGCAGGCUGGCUUCACCGUGUCUGAAGAGUCCGAGGCAGGCUGGCUUCACCGUGUCUGAAGAGUCCGAGGCAGGCUGGCUUCACAGUGUCUGAAGAGUCCGAGGCAGGCUGACUUCACGGUGUCUGAAGAGUCCGAGGCAGGCUGGCUUCACCGUGUCUGAAGAGUCCGAGGCAGGCUGGCUUCACGGUGUCUGAAGAGUCCGAGGCAGGCUGACUUCACGGUGUCUGAAGAGUCCGAGGCAGGCUGGCUUCACCGUGUCUGAAGAGUCCGAGGCAGGCUGGCUUCACCGUGUCUGAAGAGUCCGAGGCAGGCUGGCUUCACCGUGUCUGAAGAGU